Molecule: messenger RNA, 1431 nt
Organism: Camponotus floridanus (Florida carpenter ant)
Lineage: Eukaryota; Metazoa; Arthropoda; Insecta; Hymenoptera; Formicidae
Product: jerky protein homolog-like
Exons: 2
Coding region: 307-1431 (374 amino acids)
Molecular function (GO): nucleic acid binding
Source: RefSeq, a predicted model, not a curated record
UCUAAAGUCAGUAACGCUCGGAGUUUUGCGUGAAAAUUUUAAAUAAACUUUAUAAAGUCAGCUAAGUGCAUAGUGCACAAAUAUAUUAUCGAGCUUUCGCACCGCGACAACGUUUUAAAGUUUUGCAAAAAUUAAGAAAAAGUAUUUCAGUGACCCAAAUUGCCACUGAUUAUAAAGUUUGAAUACUGCUAUAAUUGUUAAACGUAAGAUAGAUAAAAUAAAUCAGCGAAACAAGAAACAAAUCCAGCGAAGAAAAAGUGCGAUUCUAAGGAGAAGCGUUACGAAAGUCUGGUAAAGUCUCAAAACAUGGCUGAGGGUCCGCAAAAGGAAAAUAUUUUAUUCAAAAAGAAAUAUUUUAUUGAAGAAUUCACUGAGCUAUUGAAAGAGGAAAAUAUUAUUGAAGAUAAUAUUUAUAGCAUGAUCGAUAUGAAUUUUGCAUGGAAAAUCCGUUUACCCAAAGACAUGGAAAACAAUAAAAACAUUAAUACAAAUAUGAAAAUAUUGAAAGAUGACAGUCUAACUAUUAUGUUGUGUACAAAUGCUACAGGUUGCCACAAAUUAUUACCCUUUUGUACUUAUACAUAUAACGAUGAAGGAGUUUUAAAAUAUUUGAAAAAUAGUGAAUCUCCUUUCCUUCAGUUAGAAAGGAUUAAAUUGGACACUAAAAAAAGAAAUGAAUAUGGAGAAAAGAAGUUUAAGAUGCUAAAGGCUGAAGAAGCUAAUAAAAAUUUCGUCCAUUGGUACAGAAAUUACUUUACAAAAUCUGUAAGAGGCUAUCAAAAGGUAAAAGGUAAAGUACUUUUACUCCUUUCGCAGUACGAACGGUUUAUUAUCCCAGAAGAUAUAAAAGAUAACAGCUUUAAGAUACUAUAUAUACCACUACCUAUAGUCGCAACUUUUCAACCACUGGAUCAGGCAUUUAGGGAAAAAAUCAGGCAUAAGUAUGAUACUCAAUUUCUACAUUUUUGCCAAUCUGGUGACAUAGGGAAUUUUAUUGAAGGAACUUGCAAGCCGUGGGCCGAUCUCACGUCUGAACAAAUACAAACAUUAUGGAAGAAACUUUUUGAAUCAGAUUUUCGAACAAAAGAAGAUAAUAUAACAGAGAAAGAUAUUGCUGAAGAAAUAUCAAAACCACAAAGUUCCAGAGAAACCGAAAGAGAUAAACAGGAGCAUCAAGAAAAUACUGUAAGUGCUGAAAAUUCUGGACGCAUAGAAAAUACUGAAAGCACCGAAGAAAAAGUAGAAGAAGAGUACUUGACACACAUGCGGGAAUUAUAUGAGAAGUCAAGUAACUACAUCGAUUUAGACAAAGUACCGGAUUUGAAGUCCAUCCUAGGACAAUCCUCUUCUUCAAAUGAUUCAACAGAAGAUCGGAGUUCUUUCGGAAAAGCCAAAGGAGAAGGAACGUCAAGAAGAGUUGGUAAAAAUUAG